CCAUGUUCGUGGCCCUUCUGGGGCUGGGACUGGGCCAGGUGGUCUGCAGCAUCGCCUUGUUCCUCUACUUCCGAGCACAGAUGGAUCCUAAUAGACUAUCAGAAGAUGGCACUCACUGCAUUUAUAGAAUUCUGAGACUCCAUGAAAAUGCAGAUUUACAAGACAGUACUCUGGAGAGUCAAGAUACAAAAUUAAUACCUGACUCGUGUAGGAGAAUUAAACAGGCCUUUCAAGGAGCUGUGCAAAAGGAAUUGCAACAUAUCGUUGGAUCACAACAUGCGAGAGCAGAGAAAGCUAUGGUGGAAGGUUCAUGGUUGGAUCUGGCCAAGAGGGGCAAGCCUGAAACGCAGCCUUUCGCUCAUCUCACUAUAAAUGCCACCAAUAUCCCAUCAGGGUCGCAUAAAGUGAGUCUGUCCUCUUGGUACCAUGACCGGGGUUGGGCCAAGAUCUCCAACAUGACUUUCAGCAAUGGAAAACUAGUAGUUAACCAAGAUGGCUUUUAUUAUCUGUACGCCAACAUUUGCUUUCGACAUCACGAGACUUCGGGAAACCUGGCCACCAAGUAUCUCCAGCUGAUGGUGUAUGUCACUAAAACCAGCAUCAAAAUCCCGAGUUCUCAUACCCUCAUGAAAGGAGGAAGCACCAAAUACUGGUCAGGGAGUUCCGAAUUCCAUUUUUAUUCCAUAAACGUUGGGGGAUUUUUCAAGCUACGAUCUGGUGAGGAAAUAAGCAUCGAAGUCUCCAACCCUUCUCUACUAGAUCCAGAUCAGGAUGCGACGUACUUUGGGGCUUUUAAAGUUCGGGAUAUAGACUGAGAUCCAUUUUAUGGAGUACUAUCAUGUAUUUCCUAGGUGUUUGGAAACUUUUUCAUACAAACCAAGAAGGAUGUAUAUAGGUGUAUGAGACUACUAAGAGGCACAGCCAGCAUCGCUACAAGACUCAUUAUCCAUGCAUGCCCUUGACCUUGUGCAGAGCACACAGUUACAGCCAAUGGACACGAGGAACUCAUAGUGUGUUACAGAGUGGUUUUUAAAUUUUGUAAGGAAUUCCUAGAAUUAAGCCAGACUGGAGCAAUUAUGUUUGCCCUUAUGAAAAACUACUUUGGGGCUGUGGAGAGGGGUUAAUUCUCCAAAUCUAGUGCAUGGGUAGGUGCCACUGUGCAGCUCAGUUGGAGAGGGUGUCACCUACUUGCUAGUGAAUGACCAUCUGAGGGGUUAAGUUCUUUCGAAUUGUUCUAUCAUGCUGGAACCUGCAAAUACUUUUUCUAAUGAGGAGAGAAAAUAUAUGUAUUUUUAUAUAAUAUCUAAAGUUAUAUUUCAGAUGUAAUGUUUCCUGUGCAAAGUAUUGUAAAUUAUAUUUGUGCUAUUGUAUUUGAUUCCAAAUAUUUAAAAAUAUCUCACUGUUGACAUAUUUAAUGUUUUAAAUGUACAGACAUAUUUAACUGGUGCACUUUGUAAAUCCCCUGGGGGAAAGUUGCAGCUAAGGGGGAAAAUGUUGUUUCCUAAUAUAAAUGUAGUAUAUUUCUACAUGCUUUUUUAACUUAACAGAUUUUUGAGAACUGUCAAGCCUGUGCAAAAAAAUGAAAAUGGAUGCUUUGAAUAAUAAUAAAUAGGAUGUUGGCCACCAGGUGCCUUUCAAAUUUAGAAGCUAAUUGACUUUAGAGCGCUGACAUUGCCAGAAAGGAUGCAUAAUGGGCUACUGAAAUCUGUCAAAAGUAUUAAAUAAUUAUUGAACAGGUGUUUUAUUUUUUUUUCCUACAAGUGCUGCAAAUGGUACAUUUUGUUUUAUUUUUUUUUUAAAUAAGAAAGUUACUAGUGGAUUCCCGGCGAAAACAAUCCAGUUUUUAAUUCGGUGAAAGUUAUUUUAUACUGUACAAUACAAACAUUGCCUUCAAUGUUAAUUUUUUUGGUACAAAAAUAAAUUUUUAU
This is a messenger RNA of Tupaia belangeri chinensis (Chinese tree shrew), 1928 nucleotides long. RefSeq names its product TNF superfamily member 11 (gene TNFSF11). The transcript is spliced from 5 exons. Bases 3 to 815 code for a protein of 270 amino acids. Gene Ontology annotation, biological process: immune response. Lineage: Eukaryota; Metazoa; Chordata; Mammalia; Scandentia; Tupaiidae. Gene Ontology annotation, molecular function: tumor necrosis factor receptor binding. The record is from RefSeq and is a predicted model, not a curated record. Gene Ontology annotation, cellular component: membrane.